AUGGCGUCGCCUUGGUCUUAUCGAGCUGGCGCGGGACGUUACUCGUUAGUACCAGCCCUUAUGCUGCUCGUGAUGUAUAGCUUCGCGUCGCAGCACCAGCCACGAGCCACUGCGUUCUCUCUCAGGGUAGCGUCUCCGUUCCGCACUCGCACGCACGAGGAAGAUGAUCGAUCCGCGUCGCCGGCGAUCGCGCGACGAAAGCUCGCGUCGUCGCUGCCGUGCACGAACUCGUCGCUCUUCGGCUACGCUUACGCCGUGCAACUCGGCGACGGGUACGCGCGCCGCGUAGUUGAAUCGCACCACCGUUUCCCGCCGUUCUGCUGCCCAUCACAUGUCAGUCCCUUCAUCCCUCCAUCAUCUCUCCCUCUGCCCUUCCUUUUUGUCCUUCAUCCCCUCCUCCCCCCCUUCCCCCCUUCCCCCCUUCCUCCCCCAGUCUCAUUCUGCACUGGAAACCCCAGUCUCAUCCUGCACUGGAAGCCGCAGGUCGGCCGUGUGACAGACAUGGCGCUACAGGCCGUGGCGCUCUCGGGCGCGCAGAAGGGGUGGAUCUCCGUGGGGUGGUCGGGCGACGGGCCGAUUCUCAUUCUCCACUGGAAGCCCCAGGUCGGCCGCGUGACAGACAUGGCCUUACAGGCGGUGGCCUUAUCAGGCGCGCAGAAGGGGUGGAUCUCCGUGGGGUGGUCGGGCGACGGCCGCAUGUCGCGCAGCGACGCGGUGGUGGGGAAUGUGGCGGGAUACCCCAGCAACAUCGUUGCGCUGUACCUGGCGGGGCGAAACUUCGCGGAUGUGAAGCCUGCUGGAUACGACCUGGGCAGGACGGUUCUGGAGCAGGGCUCUACUGGCUCGUUUGUCAUCAAGUUCUCCCGGCGGGUGGACGAUGGGACAGUUCGGUUUGACCCCACAGGCGCCAACACGCUCAUCUGGGCAUACUCCGCCGAUCCUGGAUCAACAGAGCUCGGCUUCCACGGGGGAAACAAGGGAUCAGCACUGGUGGACUUCUCGUGCACGGGCAAGCCAGCAGGCUCUCUAGCCCAAAGGAGCUCUUGGUUAGGGGCAGCGCUGGCAGUUGUGGCCAUACUCUGCCUUGCUUUGUAA
Molecule: messenger RNA, 1095 nt
Organism: Closterium sp. Yama58-4
Lineage: Eukaryota; Viridiplantae; Streptophyta; Zygnematophyceae; Desmidiales; Closteriaceae
Source: the annotation of a GenBank genome assembly